Pelobates fuscus (common spadefoot toad) is the source of this 614-nucleotide messenger RNA. RefSeq names its product single-pass membrane protein with aspartate rich tail 1 (gene SMDT1). Bases 127 to 426 code for a protein of 99 amino acids. The record is from RefSeq and is a predicted model, not a curated record. Lineage: Eukaryota; Metazoa; Chordata; Amphibia; Anura; Pelobatidae. Gene Ontology annotation, cellular component: uniplex complex; mitochondrial inner membrane. The transcript is spliced from 3 exons. Gene Ontology annotation, biological process: calcium import into the mitochondrion; mitochondrial calcium ion homeostasis.
UCGCCCUUUUCUCAUCUGUGAGCUGGUUAUGGAGAUGACAAGUAAGGAAGUGAGGCAUUGAAGCUUUAGUGUGUAGAACUAAAAAAAAAAAAAUAUAUAUAUAUAGCGUAUCCUCCCUUCACCAACAUGGCGGCGAACAUCGGUGUUUUGUCGUUAGUGAAUCUCAGAGCAGCAGUUCGAGUGAAGAAAGGUCUGCUGGUUAACCGAAAACCCCCGGCAAUCACUGACACGGCCCGGCGGACGGUCAUUACCACCAGCAACGGGGCCUUCCUACCGAAGCCGGACAAAGUGAGUUUUGGUCUUCUUAGGGUGUUUUCGGUGGUGAUACCCUUUUUAUACGUAGGAACACUCAUCAGCAAGAACUUUGCUGCAUUGCUGGAAGAACAUGAUAUCUUUGUUCCAGAGGAUGAUGACGAUGAUGACUAAAUGGUUGCAUGAUUUUUCCUGAGAAGGCAGAGUCAUAGUUUCACCCUGAAUGGGAUGUCUAUUUGCAUUUUACUAAAUUAUUCUGCAUAUAUAAAUGUGUAUUGAUCUUGGGUAUUCUUUCUGUUCUUUGGUAAAUAAGGCAUGUAAUUCAAGAUUAAUCAAUAAAGAUAUAUUAUGCACUUUAAAAA